CCCUGGCGGGUAUUCCUCGUCGCUCUCUCUCUCUCUCUCUCUCUCUCUCUCUCUCUUCCGUUUCCGCCCUUCGCUUUCCCUUUUUCGGAGCUCCUCUCCUUCGUUGGUUAGGGUUAGGGUUAGGGUUUCGGGUGUGGUCUCUUCUCCGCUGAGAGGAGAUGGUUCAUCUGCCGAAUCUCGGGAAGCUUCGGCCGGAUUCUGAGCUCCUUCUAAAGGCGGCGGCGGCGGCGGCGGCGGCGGAGACGGAGAGGAUGGGGGUGAAGGUGGAGAUCGAGGAUCCGUUGGAUGAGGAGUAUGGGCCGUUUGAUAAGAGGUCAAAAUUCGCCUCUCCCCAGCAGGAAUGGAGCCCUGGUGUUGCUGUGGUCUCUUCAGAGGCCAUGCCUUACAAUUUGCUUAAUGAACCGAGCCCAUUGGGGCUGCGGCUGAGAAAGAGCCCGUCUUUGGUGGAUUUGAUUCAGAUGAGGCUUUCUCAAGCAAAUGGUGAGCCUGAGAAAACAAAGGAAUCUAGGCCCACCGGCGGUGGUUUGGCUUCUUCUGAAAAGUUGAAGGCCUCGAAUUUUCCUGCUUCUCUUUUGAAGAUUGGCGAUUGGGAGCGUGUAUCAAAAUAUGAGAAUGAUCUGGUAGCAAAAUGCUAUUUCGCGAAGCAUAAACUUGUGUGGGAGGUUCUUGAUGGUGGUUUGAAGAGCAAAAUUGAGAUACAAUGGUCUGAGAUCACUGCUCUGAAGGCAACUUGCCCGGAAAACGGACCUGGGACCUUGGAUGUUGUGUUGGCUAAGCAACCGCUCUUCUUUAGAGAAACCAACCCCCAGCCUCGGAAGCAUACUUUGUGGCAGUCAACAUCAGACUUUACUGGCGGGCAAGCAAGUAUACACAGGAGGCAUUUUCUGCAGUGCCCCCAAGGUCUGCUAAACAAGCAUUUUGAGAAGCUGAUUCAAUGUGACCCGCGCUUAUGCUUACUGAGUCGCCAACCAGAUUUUAUAUUGGAGAACCCUUACUUUGAACUGAAGAGCUCUGUUGGUGAAGACCCAGUAGAGUUGAAGUUCCAUCAUUCUGACAGUAUGAACGAGGGCCAUCCUUUGCAAAUUCAACAAGUCCAGGAGAUGAAACCCAGCAUUGUGGCUCAAACUCAUUCACCAAUCUCAGUAACAGAUUCUCAGGUAAGCGAAGAAAAUGCUUCUGGUGAAACUGAUGCGCCACAGAGUAGUGGGAGUCAGUUCAAAGUGCCUGGAUUUUGGCCUUCGAUGUCUAUAAGUGAAUUUAUGAACCACUUAGAGCAUCAUAUUUCGGGCCCGAUAAAUCUAGGGCAUCAACCACUGCAUGAAGAUUUAUUGAACAAAGAAAAGUUAGAACACUUAGCCCAAUACCUUCUCAACGACUCGCAGAGCUCGCCCACUGCAGAUGAAAAGUCCCUCAUGUCGAGGGUCAACUCUUUUUGCUGCUUGAUCCAGAAAGAUCCUACCACAAUUCAAAAUUUGCAGAUAGCUGCUGCUAAUUCUGAAACAGCUGGUACAGAUGGCAACUAUGAUGAUAAAAGUGACAAAAAGCCGGUGCGUACUUUUGCUGCUUCUGAUGGGGGGACUAAUGGUGUUUCUGGGUUCAAGCAGCCGGGGAGUAUCUCUCGGAAAGACUCAGUUGGAGAGCUUCUGAUGCAUCUACCUCGCAUUGCUUCACUCCCUCAAAUCUUGCACCGCUAUGUUGCCGGAAAACCCCUAUAAAUAUUGCAGUCCUCACUUUGCCCCUCUGAAAAUUCAAAACCUACAUUUCCCCCCUUAAACUACAAGACUUCGUCGCUUUGCUCCGUGGUCAAUGGGGUAUAAUGUAGGUACUGAGAUUUCGAGGGGUAAUGUAAAAAAAUAUAUCUCCUGUCGGGUUUCUUGCAUUUUAGCCUUUUUGUUGUAAAUUCUGUUUUAGAUUUAGGAUAUCGUCGAAAAAGGCCUUUUUGGUUGCUUAAUACCUUUGUGUUUUUGUAUAGUAAUGUAGGUCAGAGCUGGGCUUUGUGGGACCGAAAUAGAGCGCAAGCUCAUUGCAUUAUGUAGUGUCAGUUUAGAGCUUUGUUUUCUGUUUUAGCUGAUGCUAAAAUGGCAUCUUCCAAAAGUUCUCAUUUACAUAUGCAAAUUGGAACGAACAUAAAUGGGUUUGAGUUGAUGUUAGAUGUUAUAGUUUUUGGGUCCUAUUUGAACUUGUUUUUAAAUAUUUUUGUAUUGUGCUCCAAGGAGCAAUAGGAAGGUGGUGUUUGGAUGUUACAA
Ananas comosus (pineapple) is the source of this 2246-nucleotide messenger RNA. RefSeq lists its product as uncharacterized. The coding region runs from base 159 to 1715 and encodes 518 amino acids. The transcript is spliced from 6 exons. NCBI's taxonomy places the organism in Eukaryota, Viridiplantae, Streptophyta, Magnoliopsida, Poales, Bromeliaceae. The record is from RefSeq and is a predicted model, not a curated record.